Triticum turgidum subsp. durum (durum wheat) is the source of this 2841-nucleotide messenger RNA. The record is from the annotation of a GenBank genome assembly. Lineage: Eukaryota; Viridiplantae; Streptophyta; Magnoliopsida; Poales; Poaceae.
AUGGCCGACCCGCCGCCCCGGGACGCGCACCCGGAGCAAUCCCCCGCCACCGAGAAGCCCCCCGCGGCGCCUCUGACACCCGAACCCGAGGAUGCGGCGGAGCAGGAUGUCGAGUCGGAGGUGGAUGAGGAGUACGUGAGCGACCCCGACGACGCUCUCCCGGAGAUGCGUCGUCGGGAGGCCAGCGACGACGAGGGGUCCGAGGAAGGUAGGCGGCCUCCCAGGGCGCGGAUCGACCCCGACCACGACGACGACGUCCAAGGUGCCCCGGAGGAUUACGAGGGCGAAGUGGAGGAGGACGAGGACGAGGAAUACUACGAUGAUUUGUUGGAUGAGGAGGAGGUGGGCGAGGGGCUCGAGGCGGAGUAUGAUGACCACGCGGUGCCGCCCAAGGAGGUCACCGCCGGCCAGGGGGAGGAGGGCGAGAAGCCUGGGGAGGAGGGAGCGGAGGCGGAGGUUGAGGCUGACGGGGAAGAGAAGAAGGAGCAGGAGCCGUUCGCGGUGCCCACCUCCGGCGCGUUUUACAUGCAUGAUGACCGGUUUCAGGAGGACGGCCGGGGCCGACGCAGGCGAAUGCUUGGUGGGAGGAAGUUAUGGGAUGCUAAAGACGAUCAAGCAUGGGUGCAUGACAGAUUUGAGGAGAUGAACGUGCAUGAGGAGCGCUAUGAAGAUAAGCGAAUGUCAAGAGGCCGUUUUAGAGGUCGUGGUAGUGGAGGUAGGACUAGAGGCACUGCCCGUGGAUUUUCAAGAGGAGGGAGGUACCACAGUUAUCACGAAGAUAGCGACAACCAAAAUCAGAGUGAAAACCAGAACCGGCCCCAAAAGAUUGUCCGCGGGAGAGGACCCAGACGUUAUGACACAAUUGCAAAGAACAACCGAGAUGUUGUCGGGUUCCAACGUAAACAACCAACAAGAUCUCGCGAACCGGCUGCUCAUUCUGCAGCGGCCAGAGAGCCUGGCCAAAUUUCAAAUGCACAUUCGGAAGCAGUUCCUGCUAAGAAGAAUGUUGUCAAUUCAAGCUUAAAUUCUGCGUCACCGCCAUUUUAUCCCUCUGGUGCCUCAAACCAAGUGGGAGCUCAAAGAAGGGACAUACAACCAGGAGGUUCAAAUAAGGUUCAUCCAUCUUCCAUGAAGAUGGAUGACAACAUGAAGCUACAAUCUGGUCCAGUAGUUAGAGGGAAAGGAACCACGGACUAUGGUGGACGAGAUAGGUUUCAUGCCGAGGGUCCUGUUAGACCAUCUCCUGCAAGAAGUGUAGGAGGAUCAUCAUACUCAUCAGGGUUUGCAUCAUCAUCAAUCAAUUCUGGUCAAUCCCCUAAUAACAGGGCUCAAGGGGGAAAUGCAAGCAUUGGUGUUCCUUCACAUAAUCGGCCCACACCAUCAUUUCAGCAAACUUCCAGGGUUUCUACGCAACAGCAAAAUCAUACCUCAAUUAUGCACCAGAAGUCAGGCCAAGCACCUAGUCAAGCUUCAAUGAGAAUCCCAACUCAGCAGUUGAGCCAUCGGACAGGCAAUGCUUCACCAAGUGCUCAGCACCUACCUGCUAGAUCAACUGAAAGUGACGAGAAUGGUUCAUAUCCUAGUUCAAAUCAAUCCAAGACAUCUGAGGUGGAAAAAACCAACAAAGAAACUGGACGGGGCUCUUUCAUGUAUGGUGGAGCCCAGGUUAUUGGGGCUGCUGGUCUUGCCCAGGGCGAGCAAAAUUUUCCUGGCACUCCAGCUCUCCUGCCAGGUCCUAUCUAUGAUUCUAGGCCUGACUUACCCGUGUGGUUCUUGUCAAGAUUCUCUGGUUCUCAGCAAGAUCAUCCUCCAUACAUGGCUUUGUCAAGAUUGUCUCGGAUAAGCAGGCUGAGGACGAGAAUGAGUCGCCCAUGGCUUUCUCCUCCACCUGCCCGUUCUUCCACUCGGAGGACUACAUGUUUCCUGCUCAAGCAUCACUGCCAUGUCGCUCCUGCAUACGGCACUGGCUGCGGCUAUCUCUGUCCAGCACCUGCAGGGCGCUUCCGCAAGCGACUCACCGGCAACCUGUUGCCACUAUUGGCUGGUGCAGCUGGGGCUUUUGGAGGAUCAUAUCCACCUUACAUUACCCUUGAUCCAAGCUUUUACUCUAGGUCUUCAGGACAGACGUCGUCGUCAGUUCCAUCCAGGGAAGGUAAUGUUAACCAUGGGGCUAAAUCUCCUCAAAACGAUAUUGUGACUGAAGAGCUUGAUCAGCGCCAGAACAAGCAUAGGAGGGAGUAUUUUUUGGACAAGAGCUGUGAGCUUAUUCAUGUCCUCUUGUACCGCAGAUACUCAGAGAUGAACUUCAGUCUUAUAGAUGCCUGCUCGUGCUGUAGUUAUCUGAUGGGGGUUGCUUCACAGCAGAGCAGGGGGUGCAUUUGUUGCUUGAGUUGUGAUAGUACCUCUAUAUAUGUGAGUGACAUUCAUAUCCCAGUAGACAUGGCUUCAAAGAUGGGUUUGAAGAAAGCUCUGCGUUGGAUGCCACGUUCCUCUGCCAGCCCCCGGCUGGAGGAAGACGAAGACAACAACGAGAGGAACGGGCUGCUGAGGAGCCACCGGGAUCAGAACCGGGUCGUGCCCGUGACGGAUCUCCAUGUUGACGAGCAACCCAAGGCAGGUGCGCAUGUGGAGCCCAAGACCGUGGCUCUGAAGGUGUCGAUGCACUGCCAUGGCUGUGCGAGGAAGGUCGAGAAGCAGAUCUCCAAGUUCCACGGAGUUGUGUCCAUCAAAAUAGAGCUGGGGAUGAAGACGGUGACCGUGGUUGGCAACGUGACCCCCAUGCAAGUCCUGGAGACCGUCUCCAAGGUGAUCAAGUACGCGCACAUUCUGCCGCCGCCCUAG